AGAGAUCCGAGCGCUGAGCCGGUGGCCUGUUGGACUUGGCUGUCAUUCCAUUCCGAAAGCAGAAUUCAGCUCAGCUGCUCAACCCGCUUUUUCCCACAGCCGGUAGAUCGAUUCUGGCUGAGCAACCACCAGGUGGGAGGGCAGGGGGGGGGGGUCAGUGCCUCUGUCAACCGGCUUCCUCCCCAGACGAAGAAAAUCACUUUCCACCUGUGGCAUCAGGACUUAGAAAGGGAUGGGCUGAAGGUUGAAAAAAAGGACGCCUGAGAACGGUUAUUUCAAACAGACGGAAACAUGCCGGCGAUCCAGAAGAGAAACCGGGUGAACAAAGAAAGGUCGAGCGUCCGCUGCGGGUCAAACAGCAGGAGGCAGUCCUAGAUGGCUCCGCAUCUUUCAAACCGUGAGCAGGCCUUCAAGGGAACCAAAAUGCACACCUGUCCAAAACUGCCUCUAUUGCUAUUAAAAAGUUCCUUAGUGAAUUCACGACGUGAAUUCACAGGCACUCAUCCUACUGAGGAUUAGCCUCUUCCCAUGUUCUCCAAGAAGUUCCGAAGAUUCUAACCGAUUCGGCCUUCGGAGGCUACAAACAUGAUCUCCGCAGAUCUCUUUGGAACCACGGCCCACCUGAACAGCCUGGCGCAGAAAUCCAGGUUUACAUAUUUCGCGGAGAAUCACACCACGGGAAUUUACGCAGGAACUGCCUCCCCGGCGCUGUGUAACGGCACCUACUUUGAACUCAACGGAUCCCGUUUUUGCAACGAGAGCUGGGCCCUCAACCUGGUCGACAGAUCCGAGCAUCAGCAGUACGUGAUCGGCCUUUUCUUAUCGUGCCUCUACACGAUAUUCCUCUUUCCCAUCGGCUUCGUGGGGAACAUCCUGAUCUUGGUGGUGAACAUCAGCUUUCGUGAGAAGAUGACCAUCCCCGACCUCUACUUCAUUAACCUCGCGGCGGCCGAUCUGAUCCUGGUGGUGGACUCCCUCAUCGAGGUGUUUAACCUCGACGAGAAGUACUACGACAUCACCGUCAUCUGCACGUUCAUGUCCUUGUUCCUCCAGAUCAACAUGUACAGCAGCAUCUUCUUCCUCACCUGGAUGAGCUUCGACAGGUACAUGGCCCUGGCCAAAGUCAUGAAGUCCAACCUGUUCCGCACCAUGGAGCACGCCAGGCUCAGCUGCGGCCUCAUCUGGCUGGGCUCCAUUUCGGCCGCCCUGGUGCCCUUCACGGCCGUCCACUUGCAACACUCGGGGGAGGUGCACUUCUGCUUCGCCGACGUGGCUGAAAUCCAGUGGUUAGAAAUCACGGUUGGGUUUAUCAUCCCCUUCGCCAUCAUCGGCCUCUGUUACUCGUUAAUUGCCCGAGUCCUGAUCAGCGCCCACAAGCACCGGAGUUUGCGCCUUCGCCGGCAGAAAGCUCUGCGCAUGAUUUUCGUGGUGGUCCUGGUUUUCUUCAUUUGCUGGCUGCCGGAAAACGUGUUUAUUAGCGUGCAGCUUCUCCAGAAGACCGAAGAGUCUUCAUCCAGAGGCCGUUCUUUCAGGCAUAACUAUCCCUUAACGGGGCACAUAGUCAAUCUGGCAGCCUUCUCCAACAGCUGCCUGAACCCGCUUAUCUACAGCUUCCUAGGGGAGACUUUCAGGGACAAACUGAAGCUGUAUAUUGAACAAAAGACCAAAGUCUCCAUGUUAAACCGCCUUUGCCACGCGACGCUGAAAUCGGUCAUUUCGGAGAGCGCCGAACAGUCAGAAGUUUAGCUUAGCCAUGAAUAGACUCUGCUCACUCCUGCUUCUUACUAACAGAAAAAGUGCAGGUUUUGUCCCACUUGCCAUGUUUUUACAAGAACGUGUAAAACGUGACUUAGGGACUGCUUUAGUUACGGAGGAGAAUGACAGCUUCACCCGAAGGUCAGUUACAUUUAUAUAGGCAAGGAAUCCGACAAUUACUUAUGGAAAAAUGUAACUAUAAUACGAUUCUUGAAUAUUGUUAUUCACCUGAUCUAUGUUAGAUGCCCUAGGAAAUAUAAUAAAACUGCAGCAACAUUGGGAAAAAUUCAAUAGAAGCUAUUGAUAUUAGGAGGCAGAGAAGUCAGUGGUUUUCCACUCCUAUAUAGAUCAUCUUGCAAACUCAGUUAAGGAAACAGCUACCGUGUUCAACACACGAUUCAAUCUCAGGCAGACGUAUUCUCUGACAUCAACUGAAUUAAGGGAAACAGGGAAGCAAUCUGGGUUUAGAGCCCUUCUCCUGCUGUCAUUUUCAAAACGGGUCAGCCAACGUGUUUUGGAUUUUCGGUGCGGAUGGGAAUCGGUUUGUAAACUAAGCACGGUACAUAAGGCACACAGAGUAACAGAUUUGGAUGGGACCUUAGAGGUCUUCUAGUCCAGCCCCCUGCUCAAGCAGGAAACCGUAUACCAUUUCAGACAGGUGGCUGUCCAGUCUCUUCUUAAAAACCUCCAGUGAUGGAGCACCCACAACUUCUGGUGGCAAGCUGUUCCACUGGUUAAUUGCUCUCACAACAAAAGGCCAGUACCAAACCCAGUGAUCUCCUCUGAGAUCUUUCAAAGUAUUCUUUAUGCAGCAUUAUGAGUUCCAGAGAUUCCCACAUAGCAAAUGCAUAUUCGAAUUGCUACCUUCCGGCUACUCUAUUGAAGAGCUGGGAUUUAGGAGAAAAGGGAAUCUUGGUGGAUCCUUGUCUAAAAAAACUCAUUGGUUCCUUAGGUCUUUGAGACCCAGAUUUCAACGUCCUCUUAUUUAUCACUGAGGGACUGCAAGGGUCGGACAGCAGCUACCAAAAUCCUUCUGUGUUAGGAGGGUUGUGAGAAUACAGACUUGUGAGCAUCUCCGGCAACGCUAGCACAACUGACAUUGCUGCCCUGCUGGUCCUCGGCCUGAGCGGAGGGUGCAGAUGGAUCUGAGGUUUUCAGAUUAUUCCUGCGUGGCAGGCUUCCUUCCAAGGUUCUUCUCCAGCGUGGGCUGCGGACUCUCAGUGCCUGUGCAUUAUGGGUCCUGCCUGCUGUCCUCGGCAUAGGCCUGGCUGGCAUGCUGAAAGAUAGGAGGCGUAAAGAGAGAAAGCUCAAAGGCUUGAUGGGCCAUCUGAAUCUUUAAAAAAAAUCACUAAAUGACGGGGGAGUCUCUUAUUUUUUCACGGCACUAAAUCCGCUAAGUACUGCAAGUCUAAACCUAAUUAAUAAUUUGGAGAUCUGAACAAAGUACGAUCAGGUAUGCAAUUUAUUAAAGCAGCUGCUGUUUCUUACAAGAAAAACACUCAGCUAAAGCUGGACUGAAACCUUAGGAAAAGUUUUACAAAGGGAAAAUAAAUACUUGGUGCAGAAUUAAGAGUCACUCUAUGUCCAUAUGAAAUAGCUGGGCAGCUCCCACUGUUACGAACCUCUC
Messenger RNA from Pantherophis guttatus, 3382 nucleotides. RefSeq names its product G protein-coupled estrogen receptor 1 (gene GPER1). Gene Ontology annotation, cellular component: membrane; Golgi apparatus. Gene Ontology annotation, biological process: nuclear receptor-mediated steroid hormone signaling pathway; cellular response to estradiol stimulus; G protein-coupled receptor signaling pathway. Lineage: Eukaryota; Metazoa; Chordata; Lepidosauria; Squamata; Colubridae. The record is from RefSeq and is a predicted model, not a curated record. Gene Ontology annotation, molecular function: nuclear estrogen receptor activity; G protein-coupled receptor activity.